AUGGACCAACCAGUUCAGAGGCAGUGCAGUCAGUAGUCCUCAAAUUCCCAUACACUCGGCAUCCUCUUUCUGCUUGCUUGUGUUCUUGUUUGUAUCUAUCUAUCUAUCUAUCCCACCUACCCUUUCAUUUCACCAACAUAUACAAUUCCCAUCUCAAACCUAAUUCAACAUUAUGGAAUCUUGGUCUCCUUCUUUAGAUGUUCAUCAAGAAUUUGCCAAACUUGUUAACCGUAUGCAUCCCCCCAGGGUUACUGUUGAUAACAUCACAUACAGAAAAGUCACUUUAAUUAAGGUUGACAGUGCCAACAAAAGAGGAAGUUUGUUAGAAGUUGUUCAGGUUUUAACUGAUCUCAACAUACAAAUUAAAAGAGCUUACAUUUCUUCAGAUGGGGAAUGGUUUAUGGAUGUAUUUCAUGUCACUGAUCAGUAUGGCAACAAGCUCUCCGAGGAUAAUGUCGCUGACCGUAUCCAACAGUCACUUGGACCUAGAGGUUGCAGUUUCAGAUCAUUAAGGGGUUCAGUUGGGGUCCAGUCAGCUAUGCAACACACAACGAUCGAGUUAACCGGGCGUGACCGGCCCGGUUUACUAUCCGAGGUUUUCGCAGUCCUCGCGAACCUCAAAUGCAAUGUUGUGUCUGCCGAAAUCUGGACUCAUAACUCAAGAAUUGCUUCAAUUGUUUAUAUAACCGACGAUGAAACCGGACUCCCAAUAGAAGACCCUGAUCGACUCGCCAAGAUCAAACAUCUUCUCCUUUUUAUUCUCAAAGGGGGUAGAGAUCGACGCAGGGCUCAAACCGCAGUCUCCAGGGGAUUUACGCAUACGCAAAGGAGACUGCAUCAGUUGAUGUAUGCAGAUCGGGAUUAUGAUACCGGAGAAUAUAAUCGGUUGGAGAAUUCCAGAAGCGUAAAACCGUUAGUGACGGUUGAGAAUUGCAGUGAGAAAGGGUAUACCGUUGUGAAUUUGCGGUGUCCCGAUCGGCCUAAGUUGUUGUUUGAUACAGUUUGUACACUUACUGAUAUGCAAUAUGUGGUAUAUCAUGCCACUAUUAUUGCUGAAGGAGUUGAAGCUUCUCAGGAAUUUUACAUCCGUCAUACAGACGGAUGUCCAAUCAGCUCAGAAGCCGAGAGGGAACGUGUAAUCCGUUGCCUUGAGGCAGCGAUCAAGAGGCAAGUUCCCGAGGGUGUAAAGCUGGAGCUAUGCGGGGAAGACAGGGUCGGGUUGUUAUCAGAUGUGACUCGGAUAUUUAGAGAGAACGGGCUUUCGAUCACGAGGGCGGAGGUGACUACGAGAGGAUUGAAGGCAGUUAACACGUUCUACGUGACGGAUUCAUCCGGAGAUCAGGUGAAAAGCGGAAUGAUUGAAGCGGUUCGUGAUGCGAUCGGCAAGAGUGUGCUCACGUGGAAGGAAGACAAUGUGUUGAAGACGGGGAACUCGCAGCCGACGACGAGGUUUUCUUUGAGUGGAUUGUUUCGAUCUAGAUCGGAAAAGUUUUUGUACAACUUGGGAUUAAUUAGUUCUUGUUCCGAAGUAAUCUAAUCAAAAUUCAUUGUGCGUCUAGUGGUAUGUUGUUUGCCC
Molecule: messenger RNA, 1576 nt
Organism: Helianthus annuus (common sunflower)
Lineage: Eukaryota; Viridiplantae; Streptophyta; Magnoliopsida; Asterales; Asteraceae
Product: ACT domain-containing protein ACR4
Exons: 6
Coding region: 173-1537 (454 amino acids)
Source: RefSeq, a predicted model, not a curated record